Molecule: messenger RNA, 321 nt
Organism: Echinops telfairi (small Madagascar hedgehog)
Lineage: Eukaryota; Metazoa; Chordata; Mammalia; Afrosoricida; Tenrecidae
Product: FXYD domain-containing ion transport regulator 4-like
Exons: 1
Coding region: 28-291 (87 amino acids)
Biological process (GO): regulation of sodium ion transmembrane transporter activity; potassium ion transmembrane transport
Cellular component (GO): membrane
Molecular function (GO): sodium channel regulator activity
Source: RefSeq, a predicted model, not a curated record
UCAGCCCCUGCCCUGCCGGUGUUUGACAUGGAAGAAGUGACAUGGGGUCUUCUUCUCCUGCUGACUUGCCUGCCUGUCUUGAAAGCCAACAAUAUUGACAAAAACAGUCCCUUCUAUUAUGACUGGGAAAACCUCCAGCUUGGCGGGUUGGUCUGGGCAGGAAUUAUGCGCAUAGCUGGCAUCACCUUUGCUUUGAGUAACAAAUGCAAAUGCAAGUCAGAUCCCAACGACAACCCAUUCCCUGAGAAAGCUACUCCACUUAUCAACUCAGGCUGUGAAAGUCACUGCUAAGCCCAGGGCCAGCUUCAUGGAGCUCCAAGA